UUGCGGGACUGGUGCAAGGCUGCUAGUCAGUGCAGAAUGAGUCAAGUGUAGAAAUUUGGUCCUUUUUAAAUUCUUCAAAGCAGAUCCACGACAGCGCAAGUGUUUGUUGCAAUGAAGUAGGGCCUUUUUGCUGAUGUGUAACAGCACGGUAGUCACGUAGCACCUCGCGUCGUUGUAAGCAGUAGAACGUUUAUUUUUCCUAAACUUUUCUGUUCCAUUUUUGUCAAAGAUGCUUUCUGGGUCUGGCUGUACCUUGUGGAUUGUGUUGCUGUCACACUUGGAAACCUCCUACUCGAGCUACUCAGACGAUCAGUGCAGCUGGAUGGGGAGUGGGCUGUCCCAGCAGCCAGGCAGCGUGGAGCAGAUCUCCCUCCACUGUGCCGAGGGUUCCCUGGACUGGCUGUACCCCAAGGGGGCGCUGCGGCUCAGCCUGUCCCCCAGACUCCCCUCGGGAGCGGUGGGGCCGGGGGGUGCGGGCCGGAGCUCUGGACUCAUCACUGCCUGCAUCAAGCCAGAGGAGACAUUCCGGGGGGCGCAGAUCUACCUGGAGCGGGACGGGAUCCUGGAGCUGCUUGUGGGAGAUCGGCCUGACUCCCCUCGGCCCCCCCGAGUGCGCUGCUUCAGCCGGCCACCUGGAGAGAAGGUGGCUCUGUUCCUGCAGGCCACCCCUCACCAAGACAUUAGCCGCAGGAUCGCAGCCUUCCGAUACGAGCUGCGCGGGGACUGGAACGCACGGCUGUCUCUCGACUCCAAUACCGUCCACCACGAAGGAGCCUGCAGACCCUGCAAUGACACAGAGAUCCUGAUGGCUGUCUGCACCAGUGAUUUUGUGGUUCGAGGGAACAUUCGCUCGGUGUUGCAUGACGAGGACCUGCAAGUGUCUGUGAUCAAAGUGAGCGUGUCGUGGGUAUACCGGCAGAAGUACUCCCUUUUCCCCAUCGGGGGGCAUUUGACAAAGGCCGGGGAGAUCCGGACCCUGCUGCAAUGCGGUGUCAAGCCUGGAGCUGGCAGUUUUCUCUUCACCGGGAGAGUGCACUUCGGGGAGGCAUGGCUGGGCUGCGCUCCCAGGUACAAGGACUUCCGCAGGGCCUACGAGGAGGCCCGGAACACACAUGAGAUCCCCUGUGAAGUGGCCUCUGACUGAGAGAUGCAAACAGCUUCCUGCCAGGGGAGGAAAUACAGCCCUCUGCAAAGCCUCUGAAAUCUACCUCCAUAUUAAGUUUUGUGUUUCAUUGUUCCAGCGGUUCUAAAAGGAACAACACGGGAAGUAGCAUUCCAGAUACACUGUAGGAGGAACCAGAAAUGGAUGCAGUGUAGGAGAAGGAUUCGGAAAGAGUGAAAGGGCCCAGUCUGGGUUGAUAAACCGCAUGCCUGUUAGAUAGUCGUGUAACCUGCUGCUUUUAUGAAGUAAAGCAUGGCAAGAGACUGGAGCUAUAUGAAAUGCUAUACUGUACAUGUGGCCCAGUCAUAGACUGAAAGAUUUUGUUGGGCUGUUCAGUACAACCCCAGACCCCUCUCCCCCCUAAUUGCACCUGUCAUUUUCCUCUUGUGUUUAUAAGGGGAAGGACCACUUUUGGAGAGGAUGAGGGGAGGGGGUCAUUUUUUGAUUUGCACUGUUCUGUUCUCAUGUAUGUGAAAAGACCAAGUUUGAAAAAAAAUAAAUAAAAUAAAGCAAGCACUGAAGAAUCUGGAAACCAAAAGUUUUACACAGGUGUAUAUAUACAGUACAGUAUUAAUAUAUAAUUUGACUUCAGCUAGCCCUAGUUGCAAUAGGUAUGAUCGUAACUGCCUUACGAUUUGAAAAUGUUUUUCUUGUGUAUACAUUGUUCUUUUUUUGCUGUAACGAUAUACACAGGGUCCCCUGUAUAAAAAACACUUACGCAAAAAAUAUGAACCAUAUGCUUCAAAUGGAGAUAGUAUAAAUGGAUUUACAGACUAUUCAACAUGUUCAGGAAAUCUAUUCCACGUAAACCUUAAAGUGAAAAAGAAACCUGAGUAUAAAAUGCUGUAUUCAUAGACUUCACAUUAACUGCACCGGCACUCCCACUCCACGCAGAAGGGGGCACUAUACUGCAGUGGGGUUGUGAAGCUAUUUCAGUCAGGUUCAAACUUGAGGUGUUGGAGCUCAGUUUACACUAGGCAGACUAUAAACUACCAGACUAUGGUUACCGAAGUGGCAACUUAAAAACAAACAAACAAACAAAUAGAUAUAGUAUAGAUAUGUGUGUGUGUGUGUGAGUAAAAGUUCUGGAAAUGCUACAGUGUUGUGACGGUUUAGUUGAAGUGUAGUCUCAGCGAGGCCCAAUGCGUCCCACUGCUGAAGAACUGCAAUUACUCUAUAGAAUGUGUGUCUCUUAUGUGCUGGAUUUUUCUCUGUAUACCUGAAAGUUAAUUAGUACACACUGGUCUGUUCAGAAUCUGUUAUACACUAAGGGCUAGUUUUUAAGUACAUUUUAAAAUGUUACUUAAGAUGAAGUCAGCUUUCAAAUUAUAACAAACUACGCGCUGAAGACGGUUUGACUCCCAGUGCUGUAAAAUAGUCUAAUAAAAUUCAGGGAUGUCUUAGCAUGUUGGGGUACCAUCAUCAAGUAAACUCCUUAGCUUGGGAGGUAAAUGUGUGAGAGGAACACAGUGUGUCAAACAGGCACAUUUUGAGAAGCAUUACCAAGUAUAUUUAAUUGAAGAGAAGUUUCUGGAACAUGAAGUACAGUAAAAUAUUUGUAAAAGUGUGAUGUAGGGGAGUAAUACUGGAAUAUGGUGGUGGUUAUUUCUGAUCUGCAGUCUAAUGUGCUUUAGAUAUUAAAACAUGUGCAAUUGCAAAACGUGGCACUGAGUUCUAAUUGUGUUAAAACCCAGCUUUUAAUACUGGGAUACUAGAUCUAGACAUGAAUAUUAAAAGGCACAGAGUUGACUAGUCCAAUAUGUGUUCAGCAUUAGCCAAAACACAUAUGUAGGUUUUCUUUUAGUUUCACUUCAAACUAAAAUCUUAAGGCUGUUGGCUUUAGCAGUAGGGUGUAGAGAUUAGCUGCCAAAAAUCUGCGGCUUUUAAUUCUGAAGCAAUAUUGGCCAUAUACAUUGUCCAUUCCAACUAACGAACUUCACGAAAUGUCAAAAUCUGAGGGGUGAACUUUGCUUUCUGCAUCUCUAUAAGUGUGUUUAUGAUUUAUGUACAGCUCAAAGUCUAUUCUUUGCUGUUUCAGUAUUGCAUGUGUUUCUACCUUGUUUUCGUAUCUUAAGUGCACUAAAUUAUGAUUUAAAAACUGAUACCAAAUGUAUUUUUUGAACAAGAACAUUUAUAUGAAAUGCACCUCGAAAGCUUCAAACUGCCAUUUUGUUGACGAUGUUGUAUUUGUUUUUUAACCUGUUACCAGGGUGACUAGCUGGAAGGAGUGUGUGUGUGUUUGUGUUAAUCUCAGUGUAUAUAUGUACAUAGAAAUGGUUUACGAAACGCUAAUGGGUUUAUUAAUUCGUGCUUCUGUGUUGUGAGCAUUGUUGUGUUUGUACUUGAAAUGUCUUAUAAAGGUUUAAAAAGAA
This is a messenger RNA of Polyodon spathula (Mississippi paddlefish), 3534 nucleotides long. RefSeq names its product meteorin-like. Gene Ontology annotation, molecular function: hormone activity. The record is from RefSeq and is a predicted model, not a curated record. Bases 230 to 1144 code for a protein of 304 amino acids. Lineage: Eukaryota; Metazoa; Chordata; Actinopteri; Acipenseriformes; Polyodontidae. Gene Ontology annotation, biological process: positive regulation of axonogenesis; glial cell differentiation. The transcript is spliced from 4 exons.